UUUUUCAAAUAAUUUUUCACUUUCACUCUCUUAAGGUUAGAAAGCUGAGUAGUUUGCUUUUUUUAGUUAUCGAUUUCGAAAAUGGUAAAACAACAGUUACAAAUAAAAGUAACAUUGGAAGGAAUAGAAGAGCUGUAUACUAACCACCCAGAUUACACAUUUUUGGUGAAAUUCAAGUGCAUCAAUUGUGGAGAAAUAUCAGAUAAAUGGCAUGAUGUGUGCGAGUCUCAUACAUUUCCUGGUAGAUCAGGGAAAUAUGAAGUCAAUUUCUGUGCAAAGUGUAAAUUAUGCUCUCGAGAAGGUACCGUCGACAUUAUUGCCGGAAGUAAUGGAAAAUAUACCAAUGAUAACCAGGGAAAUUUUGCUCCCAUUGUAACCUUUGAAUGCCGGGGAUUUGAGCUCAUCGACUUCACACCAGGAACAGGAUGGAUCGCGAAGGUAGAGGAAAGCGCAACAAUAUUCAAAAACGUUGAUCUGUCAGAUAAAGAAUGGGUUGAAUACGAUGAGAAAAGUCAUCAAUCUGUUAGUGUUUUUUUACUUGAGUCGAGAUUUGUUCCAGUGAAAUAAAUAUUAAAUAUACAUAUUG
This is a messenger RNA of Leptinotarsa decemlineata (Colorado potato beetle), 586 nucleotides long. Its product is annotated as UPF0587 protein CG4646. Gene Ontology annotation, molecular function: zinc ion binding. The record is from RefSeq and is a predicted model, not a curated record. Lineage: Eukaryota; Metazoa; Arthropoda; Insecta; Coleoptera; Chrysomelidae.